UUCAGUUUGCCGACUUCAUCCUACCGUGUGCAGUGAUUGAAAAACCCAGCAGAAACAGCGAUACGUGAAUUAAACAUGAGGAAUAUCAUCUACUUGGUGCAUUUUCUCUUUUUAUUACCAUUUACGUGCACAGAAGAACUGCUAAACUGGACUUUGGUCAAUGGUGUAAAUGAAGCCGUCGGGGUGUUGAACGUCAAAGUGAAAGACGUAAAAUAUACAAUUGUGGCCACACCUGAUCGACCGUUCACCAACCAUACUGCUACCUUGGUCUGCAAACAAAUGGGCUACAUUGAUUAUUAUAGUUAUGAGUCCAUAACAAGCUAUGGAGACGCUAUGGGACCAAUAGCAUCAAUGUAUUGCCCUACGACGAACAUAUCAUGUAAAAUUCAGCCAAUCGGUUAUGAGAAUUCCUGCGCGAAUUGCUUUCGGAAAGCUAGUAUUGUCCUUCGGUGCUUUAAAGAGAACACGACUGUGUUCGAAAAUGACACAUGGCCAACAGAAUGUAUAACGAAAGGGUUUGUGAAGACAUAUAUAAAAGGAAAGUUUCGUUACUCGUAUAUGUACAAGAAUACCUAUUUGUCAGUUACAAGUGAGGCUAUCUGUAUAAAUGAAGGCUUAACACAAUAUCGUUAUCAUUUACACCCGAGUUCUUCUUCCGUAAGUUGGGAGUUUUUGGAGUGUAAAAAUACGAAUAUCGAAGAUUGCCAAUGGAAUGAAACAAAACAAUCUCGGAGAGGUUGCAAAAAACUGGAAGUAGAUUGCAAUUUUACUCAGUCAGACGUUAAACGUGAAGAAUUUUGCCAAAAUGAAACGUAUCAUCAAAAAAAUGCAAAUUUACGUAAUUGUUUAGAACAAUGUAAUUCGGCGACAGUCAGGCCUACUGCUGAAUUUCCCGGAAAGGAAGAAGGAAAAUUUGUAAGAUCUUCAUCGGCCUGUGGUUACAUAGUGUCAACGGUUCUAUACACAAUAAUUACGGCCUUAAUUGCUGUAGCGUUAACAUCAAUUUGAAAUAUCAUUGGAAAGUUUCGGUACAAAUAUGAGGGUAUUACCAAAUUUGCUGCCAUUAUUGAUACGGUGUAUAUUUGACCGACUAUCAUAUCCUUAAAGUAUUGGCUGUAGGAUACUUAUGAAAAUGAGUUUAUUAACCGACGAAUAAGUACAAGAUGAAAUAUGUAAGGGCCCGAAUUCUAUGGCUAACGGACAAAACAAUUAAU
This is a messenger RNA of Anneissia japonica, 1214 nucleotides long. RefSeq lists its product as uncharacterized. Gene Ontology annotation, cellular component: membrane. The record is from RefSeq and is a predicted model, not a curated record. Bases 76 to 1008 code for a protein of 310 amino acids. NCBI's taxonomy places the organism in Eukaryota, Metazoa, Echinodermata, Crinoidea, Comatulida, Comatulidae. The transcript has 7 exons.